Messenger RNA from Pteropus alecto (black flying fox), 1859 nucleotides. It is a transcript of the gene USB1, whose product is annotated as U6 snRNA biogenesis phosphodiesterase 1. The transcript has 7 exons. Lineage: Eukaryota; Metazoa; Chordata; Mammalia; Chiroptera; Pteropodidae. The coding region runs from base 107 to 904 and encodes 265 amino acids. Gene Ontology annotation, molecular function: 3'-5'-RNA exonuclease activity. Gene Ontology annotation, cellular component: nucleus. Gene Ontology annotation, biological process: U6 snRNA 3'-end processing. The record is from RefSeq and is a predicted model, not a curated record.
GCUAACACAGGUCCCGCCCCCUGGAAGGGAACUUCCGGCGCAGUGGAAUUCCGGGUACCGGCCGCGGCUGCUGGCUGGCGCACCCUGUUGUCUUAGAGGAGGCCCCAUGAGUGCGGCGCCCCUCGUGGGCUACAGCAGCAGCGGCUCUGAGGAUGAAGCCGAGGCCGGGACCCAGGCCCGGCCGGGCGCUGGAGGCCGCCCUCGUGGCCAGAGUCCCUUUCCCAACCAGAAGUUGCCAGUACCGGACAGUGUGCUACACAUGUUCCCAAGCACCGAGGAGGGGCCUGAAGAUGACAGUGCAAAACAUGGGGGCCGCGUGCGCACCUUCCCCCACGAACGGGGCAACUGGGCUACCCAUGUCUACCUGCCGUAUGACGCCAGGGAGGAGUUCAUGGAUCUGCUUGACACGUUGCUGUUCCACGCCCAGACAUAUGUCCCUCGGCUGGUGAGGAUGGAGGCCUUCCACCUCAGCCUGUCCCAGAGCGUGGUUCUGCGGCAUCACUGGAUCCACCCCUUCGUGCAGGCUCUGAAAGACCGCAUGGCCUCCUGCCAGAGAUUCUGCUUUACUGCCAACCAGAUAAAGAUUUAUACCAAUCAAGAGAAAACCAGGACCUUUGUUGGGCUUGAGGUCACCUCAGGGCACACCCAGUUCCUGGACCUGGUUUCAGAGGUAGACAGAGUCAUGGAGGAAUUUGACCUCGCCACUUUCUACCAGGACCCUUCCUUCCACAUCAGCCUGGCCUGGUGUGUGGGCGAUGCUCAACUCCAGCUGGAAGGGCCGUGCCUGAGGGAACUACAGGAGAUCGUGGAUGAGUUCGAAGACUCGGAGAUGCUGCUGCGCAUGCACGCUGAGCAGGUCCGCUGCAAGUCUGGGAACAAGUUCUUCCUGAUGCCUUUGAAGUGAGCACCAGAGGCCCGUCUUGUCCCAGGCCCCGCUGCAGGCCAGGCAGAGAUGGAGGAGCCUCCCACUGGGAGGCCUGGCUGGAGCUGCGGCCACUCCUGGUAGUCCCUGGGGCCUGGUUCUCUCCCAGCCCUUUUGGGCCGUAGGUCCAGUGCUGUCGUGUUGUGGUCAUUCCCAGAAGUCACCAGUAGAGGGCAGCCGGGCUUCCUGGUUCUAGGUCUGAGGUGGUUAUGCCAAAAAAAAAAAAAAAAGGGGUCACCUGGUGAGCCCACCCAUACUCAGCCACAAUCCCCACUGUUGUCCCUCCAACACAUGGCCCCUCCCCAAAUUCCCCCAUGCCCCCAUCAGCUGUUUACAUUGCGACGCCUUUGGCCCCUGACCAGCGUUUUUAAAACCAUCGUGCCCUGGCUCAUCCCUGCUCCAGCCAGGACAUAGGGUGCUUCGAGGGGUCUGUCACCCUCCCUCCUCGAAGCAUGUCACUUUUAUUUAUUUAUUUUUAGUCUCUCCCCUUCACGUGCCAGCGGAGGCUAUUUCAGGGCUAAGGUGCAGGGUGCUAAUUUGAGGCUCAGCAUCAGUUUUCUCCCUUCCUCCCACUCGCCCCCAGCCAGGUGCCUGGGGAGACUUGAGCAGAUGUUUCAUUCUGGCCUGGCUGGUGGCUUUAAGCCAGGCCUCCAACGCUCUGUGACCUCUGAUUUCCCAUCAGCUUUCCCAAGGAGGCAGAGCGGCGCCUUCCCCCAGUCAGAGUUCACCUUCUGCAGCCUCCAGCUGCCCGCUGUGGCCUGCAGGCCUUCUGAGGGCACAUGGCCGAGGGGCAAGGGCUGCACAGGGUUUUCAGGCCCUCACCAGAGCAAAGGACCUGUCCUCUCCACUUGCCAUCUGGAUUUCUGGUGAUAAGAGAUUUUUAUGUUAUCGUUUUAAAUUAUACUUAACAAAUAAAAAUUUCAGUUUUUAUUUUGGA